Messenger RNA from Anisakis simplex (herring worm), 1302 nucleotides. The record is from the annotation of a GenBank genome assembly. NCBI's taxonomy places the organism in Eukaryota, Metazoa, Nematoda, Chromadorea, Rhabditida, Anisakidae.
AUGCGUGAAGAUAUCGGUUCAGGUGAUGAGGUAAUGCAAACUGACGAUAAUAUGAAUAGCGGUAAUCAAGGUGGAUCAGAGUCCAGUGAAGGAUUUUUUGAAAUCAAACAACGGUUUUUGUUGAAUCGAAACGAAGAAACAGCAGUCGAACUACUCAAACAUUUAACUGAUCUAGACACUGGCAAUAUUGAUCGAGAUGUGUGGCCAGAUGUGAAAGAUUUGGUGAGAUGCUUAUUGGAUACGAUAACACUGGAGCAUUUAAUCAGAAAAUAUCAAAUAAUAUUGUUGAAUGCGAUCAAUAAGUGCUCAGAACAUGUUAUCGAUCUGUUAGCUGACUAUUUCAACAAGAACGAUCGAGUUGUAGGGUUUUUUAAGGAUCUUUCAUCGUCCGAUGUUGCUGUUAUUAUUGCAUUCGCACGUCGAAUCACCGAUCCCAUUUGUGCACAAUCCAUUGCCGAGAUUUUAUGGAGAUUUGCGCAUUUGGAAUCAGUGCAGAACGAAUUGAAAGCCGACUUAAAUACUGAAGACGCAGAGAAACGAUUUCGCAUUCACCAGGUGUUCGUAACAGCAACGUACUUAAAAAAGCGGGAUGAUCCAUCAAAAAUCAACCGUUUAAUCGAGGCAUUGAUAUCAGAAGUCGAUGACAAUUCGACAGCAUCAUAUUUGCUAUCGAUUGGUGUCGUAGAUCGCCUUUAUGUGUUACUUCAAAAUGUCAAACUAUCACCGGAUUCGGGAUUCAUUUUUCCAGCGAUAAUAAAAUUCUUCGGCCAUUUAGCAGUGAGAGAUGUGGAAUGUUUAAGGCAAUACCCGGUAUUCUUGGAAUCUCUAUUCGAUAUGGUUUAUCAUUUUGAUUUAUUAGACCCAGCCCAACGUCUUCUCACUUUUGACACGUUCGCUGUCAUCACUCAAUCCAAUCAAUCCAAGAUUUUCUUCAAUUCCCUCGCUGAUAAAUAUGAUUUGAAUAAAGCAAUGAAUGCAUUUGGUGUGGCCAUUUGCAGUGGUCCAUUGGAAUUACGAGUGCGACAUAUCGAUGCACUUNCUAUGAUGAUGCGACAUUCUGAUUCUGACAAUAAUGAAGCAAGUGAAAUAGCACAUGGAUGGUUCAAGGAGUUAGGUGAGCCAUUUCCGACAGUCGUUCUAUCAUACGUAUCGAAGCCGUUCCCAGAGAUCCGAAUGGCAACACUGAAGCUGUUUAAUGAGCUAUUUUGUUAUGGUUGGGCUAUUAAAAUAUUCAUGACUACUGCUGGGUUUGUUUUUACUAUUCGAUUCCAAUCACUUGAUUUGAUUUGGUUCUCGAUUUAG